Molecule: messenger RNA, 2139 nt
Organism: Aspergillus caelatus
Lineage: Eukaryota; Fungi; Ascomycota; Eurotiomycetes; Eurotiales; Aspergillaceae
Exons: 2
Coding region: 1-2139 (712 amino acids)
Molecular function (GO): DNA binding
Source: RefSeq, a predicted model, not a curated record
AUGACUCCGUCCUCGUCGGCGCCGCUAGUGGGAAUUCCCACGGCCGGCAAUUUUGCUUCCUUCCCUGGCCAUUUCCCGCCCCAGGGUUCAUCCGAUCUGUUGUCUCGAGGUGCCGACUCAGUGGGUCAGUUAAAAGACCCUUAUCUGUCGCUGCAGACCUUGCAGAGAAAUAUGAAUCCCAUGGCUAGUUUUCGCGGACACCCCGCGGCGGCCAUGAACGCUCAGGCAGCCAUGUCACCGCACGCGCAUGCCAUGGGCUUGUCGUCGCCGCAGCAGUCAAUAGACCGCAUGCAACAUACGCAGUAUCAACACCGACAGACGACGCAUACCCAUCCGGCGCAAACCCCCACGACGGCAUCGCCCAUGUUGGCCGCGGCUCAGCCCCAGCAGCAGCAUCAGUACCAACAGCAACAGCCGCAGUAUCAAUCGGCACAGCAGCAGGCGCAAUAUCAAGCAACGCAGCAGGCUCAAUAUCAACCGCAGCAGCAAGCACAGUACCAGCAAGCCCAGCAGUCUCCCUACCAACAGGCUCAGGCUCAGCCUCAGUAUCAAGCACAAGCGCAACAGUCGCCUUACCAGCAGCAAGUGCAGCAAACUUUCCAGCAACAGCAAGCUCAACAGGCACAACAGGUCCAGCAACAAGCGCAGCAGCAAGCACAGCAGUCCUAUCAGCAGCAUGCUCGGUACCAAUCGCAGCAGGCCCAGCGCUCGCCGUAUCAAUCACAAGCCCAGCAGCACCCGUUCCAACAAGCUUAUCAGCAGCGCCAAUAUCAGCCGCAGCAACAAGCACAGUACGCGCAACAAGCGCAACAACACCAGCAACGGCCACCGCAGUCGACAACGCCGUCAACCAUGGGGGGAAGUGCAGAGCUCGCAGUCCAAGAGCCAGAAGCGGAAGAGACUAAAACUAAGCGACGUCCGAAGCAAACUAAGGCGACUGUAUCUCCUGCGAUAUCAACUAAACAAGUGAAUGGUCAACCGCCAGCUGUAUACGCCACAGAUGCUCAGACUCAGGCUCAUGCCCAGGCCCAGGCCCAAGCGCAGGCCAAGGCUCAAGCGCAAGCGCAAGCUCAGGCUCAGGCUCAAGCUCAGGCACAGGCCCAGGCUCAGGCACAGGCACAGGCGCAAGCACAGGCACAGGCGCAAGCUCAGGCACAAGCCCAGGCCCAGGCCCAGCAGCAACAGCAGCAACAGCAACAGCAACAGCAGGCCCAGCAAAUCCCGGGACAACCUCAAGCUCCAGCACAAGACAAACCCGUGUCGGCAGACAAUACCGGGACUCCUAAAAAACGAGGUCGUCCCCGCAAAUCCUUAGUCCCAGGAGAAGAAGGCAAGACGCCGAAGCCUAGAAAGACUCCAUCCAAAGCAGUGGCAGCUGCCGCCGCUGCACAAGGCAACAAUGCUACUCCGACCUCGGCUGCUAAAGCCCCAGCUACAGCAGCGGCCGUAGCUCCAGGCGUACAAGGACAAGUUCAAGCUCCCCCACCCGCCGCGCCUGGCACCGUCCUUAGUGCAGACGGUACCAUAGUGCCCCAGAAGAGACGCCGUGGCCGUCCGCGCAAGUCCGAGAUUGACCCCAAUGCUCCGCCAAAGCCCAAGCCUCCCCGCAAACCAGCCUCAUCGAAACCAUCCGGUACAGGACGUCCUCGUGGCCGUCCUCGUAAGGCUGAUGUCGCUGCUCGACAGGCGGCAGCCGAAGCUGAAGCCAGGGUCCACCCCAACCUCAAGCACAGCCCCAGCAAGCCCAGGGCCACGUUCAACAUCAUCAACACCAACACCAGCCCCAACACCAGCCCCAGCCCCAGCCCCAGCCCCAGCCUCAACCAAAGGCUCAACCUCAUUUGCAGGCUCAACCACAAAUGCAGGUGCAACCACAGAUACCAUCCCAAAAUCAGAUGCAAGCUCAGCCUCCGAUCCAAGCCCAAUCAACUAUGCAAGUUCAGCCCCAGUUGCAGGCCCACCAUCACCAGCUCCAGAUGGCCCAUCAGCACCACCCGCAACACCAUCCGCAUCCACAGCAGCAUCAACACCAUCCCCUUUCACAUGCGCAUCAGCACCAGCAUCCUCAAGCUCAGCACGCGCAUCAUGUGCAACACGUGCACCAGCAUCCGCAUGCACAAGCGGAUCCAAUGGCCCUAA